Molecule: messenger RNA, 2832 nt
Organism: Peromyscus maniculatus bairdii (prairie deer mouse)
Lineage: Eukaryota; Metazoa; Chordata; Mammalia; Rodentia; Cricetidae
Product: protein phosphatase 1 regulatory subunit 26-like
Biological process (GO): negative regulation of phosphatase activity
Molecular function (GO): protein phosphatase inhibitor activity
Source: RefSeq, a predicted model, not a curated record
GGCGGAGUCAGUAGAAGGUGGGGUUUCUCGGCUAUACUAACCUGAUCACCUGUCUUCUGAUUACUGAUUUGAACUACAUUUCCCAGGAUGCAGUGAAAUUCCAGGUUUGUCAUCAUAACAGGGAAGUCACAGCAAGCAAAGCUGAAGAAAGAUGCUCAGAUCACAUCCAUAAUCCCCAAAAGCAAAGGAUGGGUGCAUGAGGUUACCCUCUGCAUUUCCAGAAGGGAUUCCUGCCUCUAAGGACGCAGGAGCCAGUGGCCGCCCUCCUUCUGCCCCCAGCCCUCCGUCUGAGGACAGCUCAGUGGACAGUGAUGACAGCAUCGAGCUGGAGAUCAGGCGGUUUUUGGCAGAAAAGGCCAAGGAGUCUGUACGCAGUUCAGAGCCUCAAGGGGGCCCUGCCAAGCCGGAGAUGCCCUGCAGGAAAGAGCCAACCCCAGGGCUGCAGCCUGGAGUGUGCACCCGGAGCCAGAAAGCCAGGGCAACCCCUCAGCUGGCCGAAGGAAGGAGAGGCCCAGAGAGAGCUCGGACCCAGGCAGCCGGCCUCUUAAGCCAGACUGGGAAGGGCACCCCUCGUGUUGAGCAGGCCCCUCGCCUCCCGACUGCCCUGGGCCGAAGCGAGCCAGCGCUGCCCAAGAACACCAGCAGGAACAAUCCUGCCAAAGUGUCUCCGCCAAGCAGGAAAAGUGCCGGUGUGCACAAGGACCAGAGCCCCCAGGGAGCGCACACUGCCAUGGCAGAAAGUGUCUUUGGUCAGCUGUCCAGUUGUGCCAAAGUGGGUGCUGAGGCGGGAAGUGCUGAGGGGGCCUUUCACCUGAACUAUGGCAGCCAGAACUUGCUGACCUCCAAUCCUGGACCCCAGGCUGACCUCACCCUCCCCUGGAAUGACUUUGCACACCAGAGCAGGCUGUCCAGCCCAUGGGCACUGAAUCCCGGACCAGGCACACUGUGGACAGGGGUCUUCGGGGCUGAGAAAGAAAAGGGGGCCACAUCAGAGGCCGGGGGCCCAUCUGGCCUCUCCUCAGGCCCCAGGAAGGGCCUGCCCUUCCUCUCCACCCAGCUCUUCCACUUCGGGAAGAGUGUCUCCUGGGGGAGCAAGCAGGCUGGCCUCUUCAGCCCCAGCCUGGGCCUGCCUCUGCAGGGUCCAGCCUUCUCGGCCUUCAGGGAGACCCCGCCUGGCCACAGCCCUGUGUUUGGAAGCUCACACUUGCUUAUGAAGGACAGUGGGCACUGGCCAAGCCGGAAGGCUCAGGGGGCCCUGAGACAGCACGACAGGAGAAAUUCUGGCUCUGAGGACAAUGUCCUAGACCUGAGGUAUCGACACAGGGUUGACAGGGAACACCAGGACCAGGAGGCCUUGGGCAGUGAUGCCAGCGAAUUCAGUGACACCUCUGUGGAGGACGGGGACAGCAUGACAGUGAGCAGUAAAGGCCUCAAGUUGUGACAGGCAUGUCCUGACUCUCUUGUCAUAGCUGUGGAAAGUUCUGUGUGUGCUGGCAGCAUGGGGUGGAGGUAGGGGCUGCUGACCAUUAAAGAGCAAAAAGAAGGGUCCCUUCUGCGCAGCCCCCCUGUAUAAAUAUGUACACUAAUCUCAAAUGACAUUUUUAUUUAAUGGAGGUGUCCUGGUACAUAUGGUUUUUGUAGGGUUUUUUGUAAAUUAUUUAAAGUAGUGUAAGAAAUACUUUUUGAAAAUGUCACUCCAUCUUGCAGGGUGUUCCUAGCUGCAAUUUUGUCUGGUCUCCAUGCAUGUGUGUAGAUGAGCAAACACUUGGUUCUCACCAUCCUGUGAGGGUCAGAGACAGAGGCUGGAUCUGUGGGCCAUUUGCUGGUACAAAUUUUCAGGCAUGCCUGGAGACGGCAGCAGCAGCUGUCUACCUCGGAAGUGUGUCAGGACGCCACUGGGACAAGGGUGCUUCCUGAAGACUCUAGCCCCUGGCCAGAGGCUGUCUCUGCUUCCUGUAGUUGUGGCCGGUAGCUAGAAAACACUUCAAAGCACAACAGCCAGCAGAUAGCUAGCCAGUCAUCCCCUGUCUAGUGUGGGAACCUGGCUGCUGGCUCUGCAGCUCAGCUGAGCCCAGAUGGUCCAGUAUCCAGUUGCUGGGACAUUCUAGCAUCCCUAUAAACCUCUUUAUACGAGAGCAACUGGUUUGCUUUUAUUUGUGGCUCUAAAAGGCGAUUCCACAUGUUUGUUUUGACUGUCCUGUUCUUGAUGUGUGUAUGGGUGGAGAGUGAGGCCAUGAGAUGGUUUGGUCCCUGAACACCUUAGUCACCUGUGAUGGAGAACCCCAGCCCUGGAAACAGUGGAGACAAACCCUCCCCACACCAGCCCUGUAGGACUCAAAGCCCAGUUGUAUGUGACCAACAAUGACACCAGCAGCCUGCAUGGCUUUCUCCAACCCUGCUUCUACACAGGAGAAAGAAGGGCCUGGCCAGUGCUGAGGCCAGGCUGCAGGCAGCAGCGUUGGGUCCUGGAAAGUUAGCCAGAGUGAUACUGCCUUGGUGCUGAGGUGCCAGUGGCAACUUGGGGCUGAAGAUGUGCUGGACCCCAGAUGUGAGGGUUACAUCUGUGUUGCGAUUAUCUCCCUGUCACCCCUGAGUCAUGCAGCUCAGUGUACUGGGUUGCCGUGGCUCUACUUUGUGGCUGAAUUCUGUUGGUGUUCUAACGUGGAAGUGAGUUUUCUACUUUAUGCACCAAUUCACUUCUGUGCCCAGAUGCUGACACAUACUCCCACCAUCCUCAGUGUCUGCCAUGUUGGAGCUGUGACGUGCACAGGGCUCUGUGGUCCUGUCUUGCCCCUGAACCGUCUGUGUAUAAUAAAUUCCAUGUGCAUAUUA